Molecule: messenger RNA, 2215 nt
Organism: Neofelis nebulosa (Clouded leopard)
Lineage: Eukaryota; Metazoa; Chordata; Mammalia; Carnivora; Felidae
Gene: ITFG2
Product: integrin alpha FG-GAP repeat containing 2
Exons: 14
Coding region: 132-1622 (496 amino acids)
Biological process (GO): regulation of TOR signaling
Cellular component (GO): KICSTOR complex
Molecular function (GO): protein binding
Source: RefSeq, a predicted model, not a curated record
AAGGCCGCAAUUGGAGGCUCGAGUGGUGACGUGACUUUCCGCUUUGGCUGGCCUUCCGCUUGGGCUGCUCUCAGGAGGGGCUCGGGGAACAUUUGGCAGGCCUCCCCGGUCCCUCGGCCCGUGCAAGUGCGAUGAGGUCGGUUAGCUACGUGCAACGCGUGGCCUUGGAAUUUAGCGGGAGCCUCUUCCCGCACGCGAUCUGCCUCGGAGAUGUCGAUAAUGAUACGAUGACAAAAUUUAAGCAUAGAGAGCUGGGUUCAAAUCCAGGCAGCUGCACUCAGCCUCUGUGCUGUGCAGCCUGCCCCCGGUGUGUCUGCCAAAGUCCUCUGGAGCAGCCGAAAUGGAAACAUCAGUUAAAUGAAUUGGUGGUGGGGGACACCAGCGGGAAGCUGUUUGUGUAUAAGAAUGAUGACAGUCGGCCGUGGCUCACCUGUUCCUGCCAGGGCAUGCUGACUUGUGUUGGGGUUGGAGAUGUUUGUAAUAAAGGAAAGCCAUCCCUCCUAUGCCUCUGCCUCUCCCAGAACCUGGUGGUGGCGGUGAGUGCUGAGGGAUGGUUUCACCUGUGUGACCUGACGCCUACCAAGGCCCUGGAUGCUUCUGGGCACCACGAGACCCUAAUGGGAGAGGAGCAGCAUCCAGUCUUCAAGCAGCACAUCCCUGCCAACACCAAGGUCAUGCUGAUCAGCGACAUCGAUGGAGAUGGGUGUUGUGAGCUGGUGGUCGGUUACACGGACCGUGUGGUACGGGCUUUCCGCUGGGAAGAUCUGGGUGAAGGCACUGAACAUCCAACAGGGCAGCUGGUGUCACUCAAGAAGUGGACACUGGAGGGUCAGGUGGACAGUCUUUCAGUGACUCCAGGGCCCUUGGGUGUUCCUGAACUGAUGGUGUCUCAGCCGGGCUGUGCUUACGCCAUUCUCCUGUGUACCUGGAACAAGGACGCCGGGCCCCCUCCCACCUCUGAGGGGGCCCCGGAGGGCAGCAGGGAGGCCCCGGCUGCCCGAGAUGUCAUGUUGCACCAGACUUCCGGCCGCAUCCACAACAAGAAUGUCUCCACCCACCUCAUUGGCAACAUCAAACGAGGCCACAACUCUGAGAUGGGUGGCUCCGGCCUCUUUGCCCUCUGCACCCUGGAUGGGACGCUGAAGCUCAUGGAGGAAGCGGACAAGCUGCUGUGGUCGGUGCAGGUGGAUCACCAGCUUUUUGCCCUAGAGAAACUGGAUGUCACGGGCAAUGGGCAUGAGGAGGUGGUUGCCUGUGCCUGGGAUGGACAGACGUAUAUCAUUGAUCACAACCGCACUGUCGUCCGCUUCCAAGUGGACGAGAAUAUCCGAGCCUUCUGUGCAGGCCUGUAUGCCUGCAAGGAGGGCCGCAACAGCCCCUGCCUCGUGUACGUCACGUUCAACCAGAAGAUCUACGUGUACUGGGAGGUGCAGCUUGAGCGGAUGGAGUCGACCAAUCUGCUGAAGCUGCUGGAGGCUGAGCCAGAGUUCCAGAGCCUGCUGCAGGAGCUGGGCGUGGAUCCUGAUGACCUCCCAGCUGUCCGCGCCCUGCUUCACCAAACCCUCUACCAUCCAGACCAGCCCCCACAGUAUGCUCCUGCAAGCCUUCACGAUCCCACCUAGCUGGACUUGCCCUCUUAGCUGAAGAAGGAGCCUCCUGAACCAACCCACCCCCCAAGAUCCCAGAGUUGAUGUUGUGAUGGAAGUCAGAGAAAAAAAGUCACAUCUUCAAAACUAGGAUGCUUGAACCAUCCCUCGCCUGAAACCACCUUCACUCCAUCUGGUCAAUUUACUAAGUUCUGCCAGCUUUGUCUCCUGUAUUUAUAGAGUCCAACCCUGCUUUGUACUACUGCCUUUAUUCAAGCCUCACCUCAGCUGUCCCGGAUCACUGGACCACCUCCCUAAGUUCCUAAGAACUGGCCUCCAGUACUGCUGUCUCUCAGACACAACUGCUUGAAGCCAGUGAUUAUCUAAGACCCUUGCUACUCGGGUGCUUGAGUGGCUCAGUCGGUUAAGGGUCCAACUCUGGAUUUCGGCUCAGGUCGUGAUCUCACAGUUCGUGAGUUCGAGCCCCAUGUCAGGCUCUGCACUGAUGAUGUGGAGCCUGCUUGGGAUUCUUUCUCUCCCCCUCUCUCUACCCCUCCCCAGCUCAAGCUCACGCUCUCUCUCAGAAUAAAUGAAUAAACUUAAGAAAAAUAAAACCCUUUCUGCUCAAA